Molecule: messenger RNA, 2133 nt
Organism: Closterium sp. Naga37s-1
Lineage: Eukaryota; Viridiplantae; Streptophyta; Zygnematophyceae; Desmidiales; Closteriaceae
Source: the annotation of a GenBank genome assembly
AUGGAGGGGAGGAAGGGGCACGGGCAGCAGCGCAGCCACCAGUGCGUUCAGCUCCUCCAGUGGGCGUACCUGGGGGAUAGGAGGGGGCAAUGCGGAGAGAGGGAGCAGGGUGGGGAGACCGUGGAGGGGGGAGAGGGGGAGAGAGGUGGGAGGAAGAAGAGCAGCAGCUUCGCCAGAAGGUGGGAAGAGAGUAGUUGGGAAGAGUGCAAAGGUUGGUCGGCGGGUCAGGGGGCAGAGGGGACACAGGCGGGUCAAGGGGUGAAAAGGGUAGAGAGGGCAAGGGGGGAGGGGGCGCUGGUUCUCCUUCCCUCACCUCCCAUCCCUUCUGCUCCCCUCUUUGCCCCUUCGCUUGCCCCUUAUCUUCUCCCUUUCUCCUCCCCCGCCUUUGCCUACCCACUCAUUUUCCAUCCACCUGCCUCACGUCCACUCUCUGACCCCCUUCCCUCACCUCUCCCAUGCACUCCGCUUCCUCCUCCCCCUUGCCCUCCAUCCCACACUACCCGGAUCACUCGAUUCUGCUUCGGUCUUCCUCUCCUUCCCUCGCCUUCCCACGUUGCUGCCUUCACCCGCACCUGCCCCUCCCCCUGCUCUCUCCCGCAUCCCAUCCCAUGCCCCCCCUCGUUCCUCGCUCAUGCCCCUCGUUCCCCCGCUCAUGCCCCUCGUUCCCCCGCUCAUGCCCUUCUACCCGCACCUCCCCCCGUCUCGUCCCCCCUGGAGCCCCUGACUCGCAGUCUCCCCCCUUCCCUCUCUCCCGCCCUUCCCCACCCCUCCGCAUGCCCCUUCUCCCUUCCUCCGCUCACUUGCUCCGCCCCCUGCUCCCCCUUCUCCCAUCCCUCCCCACGUUUCCGCCAAACCUUAACUACCUAUGCCCCCUCUCCCCUUCCCUCCCUGCGCCUCCCCUCCCCGCUCCCCCUCUCCUUCCCUGUCCACACUUCCGCCAAUCUACCCUCCCUCCCGCACUGGCGCCCACACCAAUUUGCGCGAGCUUUCGAAGAAGCGGCGGAAGGGGCUCGCACCGAGCGCAGAGGUGGUGGCGCCGGCUUUGGCGCUGGUGGCAGCAGAGAGGGAAUGUUCCAGGCGGGGCGCAAUUGGCUAAGUGACCCCCUCCUCCACCAGCAGGCACUUGAGCAACCUGUGCGUCCCAUGGGUGUGCGUACAGCCCCUACACUUUCUUCCCACCACUCACGAAUCAACUGCUUCCUGCCCUUCCUGCCCACCCCCCCACAGCUCCCUCGCAUUCUCUGCCUCUGCUCGCACGCUCCUAAGCAGUCUGUGCGCCCCAUUGUCAUCCAGAAUGGCUACGGAACUCACCCGGCAGCACAGCACGAGAGGUUCAAGGCCUGGCAGAAAGACAAGAGAGGGGAGAAUGCAGGGUGGAGCGUGGAUUACAUUCGCGCGCGCAUUCUAAAGGAGGACUUGCGGCGGCGGAGUGUGGAGUGCUCGGAGGAGAGGGCUGGCUAUGGAGUUGGAGGUGGAAAGAGUGGCUUCAAGAAGAAGUGGAAGGGCAAAAAAAAGGACAACCCUAAGGAGGAUGGCGGCGGGGGUCAAGGGGAGGUGUGCUUCUACUGCAAGAAGCGCGGACAUCGUUGGCGGAAGUGCUACCAACGACCCAAGGAUUGGACCCCGCCUUCAUCAAGCAACCAGCGUGGUGGCACGAGGAGUGGGGGAGUUAUGGGAACUAGUGGAGAGGAGAAGGAGGAGGAGAAAGGCGGCAAAUCUGAGGAGCGUAAGGCCGGGUUCUUCUUCUUCGUGAACGAAGGCACAACCGACCUCGCUAUGGCUGCCAAGGACUGGCAGCAGCAGCAGCAGGUGCAGAUUGGCUUGCGUCUGCAGGAGAUUGAGCGGUCUGCAGUGGAGGAGGUUCAGCUGCACCUUGAGGAUCUCCCUGGGUCAGAGCUGACCAGUGACCACAGUGGCGGUGGUGAGCAGCAGGUUUCUGGUCCUGCUGCAGAGGAGGGGUUGGAGGAUGAGUCGGCACGUGUGGACUCACCAUCUCAGCCCGAGCCUGCUGCAACCGCCAAGGUCACCAAGAGGAGUGUGCAGAGAGGAGCUUCACCACAUGGGCAGCAGAUUGCAACCCGCGAGAAGAGAGUGGCAGCAGCACCCUCAAGGCUAAAGUAUAGCCGUUUGUAA